This is a messenger RNA of Pseudopodoces humilis (Tibetan ground-tit), 846 nucleotides long. It is a transcript of the gene SNRPD3, whose product is annotated as small nuclear ribonucleoprotein D3 polypeptide. The record is from RefSeq and is a predicted model, not a curated record. Gene Ontology annotation, biological process: RNA processing; spliceosomal snRNP assembly. NCBI's taxonomy places the organism in Eukaryota, Metazoa, Chordata, Aves, Passeriformes, Paridae. Gene Ontology annotation, molecular function: RNA binding. Gene Ontology annotation, cellular component: spliceosomal complex.
UUUUCCAUGCCAUUAAAAGUCACCCUGCCCUCAGCACUACAGCCAUGGAAACUUAGGAAUGUGGUAUUGGCAGGUGGAUUUUUUUUCUUUCUUAGGGGAACAGCCCGGGCCUCGACCAAGUCCCACAAUAGCCAAGAGGUACAUGUUUUCUACGUGAAAGCUUCAGAGAGCAAGUUUUCUUGGCCGUCCAGCUUCCAGUCACCUGUUUCCCAACACACCUAGAGCUCUUCAGCGACGGCUGUCCCGAUCCCAGCCCGCCCCUGCCGUGCCUGUAAAUCACCCUGCGAACCGCUCUGCACUCUGCCAGCUCCCCGCGGCCGCGACCUUACCGACGGAGCCGGUGUAGAGCCACAGCACUGCAGCCAUGUCGAUUGGAGUGCCCAUCAAGGUCCUGCAUGAGGCUGAGGGCCACAUCGUGACCUGUGAGACCAAUACAGGAGAAGUUUAUCGAGGCAAACUUAUCGAAGCUGAAGACAACAUGAAUUGUCAGAUGUCCAACAUAACAGUGACAUACAGAGAUGGACGGGUGGCACAGCUCGAGCAGGUGUACAUCAGGGGCAGCAAAAUACGGUUUCUCAUCUUACCAGAUAUGUUGAAGAAUGCUCCUAUGCUAAAGAGCAUGAAGAAUAAAAACCAAGGUUCUGGAGCUGGGCGAGGGAAAGCAGCUAUUCUCAAAGCUCAAGUGGCUGCAAGAGGAAGAGGCCGUGGUAUGGGCCGUGGCAACAUCUUCCAGAAGCGAAGAUAAUUUUGGUCUUGGCCGAGUUGCUUUUUUUAUUAGGGGUGUUAACUUGACUACGUGUGCAUUGGUAUCAGUUUUGUUUAAUAAAUGUUUCUGACAAAAACUUG